AAACGUUUAAACUUUGAUUCAUUAAUGUAAAUUUUUAACCGUUUAGAUGUGUUACGUGGAAUAUCUAAAAAUGGACGUUUUGAAAGUCGCAGUGCUUGCAUCUUUGCUGUGCCAAUUUGCUAAAGCUUCUAUGGGUGGACAGUCCAUUUCUUUGACGAGAGGACUAGUUGAAAAUUAUGAUCAACACAGCCAAACAUUUAGCCACAAGAUGGCAAAGCGUCAGGCUGCGUGGUACCUGAAGUGUCCUACAUGCGGAUACAGCUCUAAGAAAAUUGAACUGCACAAAGAAGAAAUGAUAAACAAGAAGAGUAGAUUCGAUGAUAAAAGUCGUGAUGGCUCAUUAAAAACUUACAAAGCUAAGAAAAUACUUUCUGAUCCCAGAUGUAAGGACUCUCCAAGUGUCGCUGUGUGCCGAAUUCUCAGAAAAGUUCUUGGUGGAAUGCGUGAAUAGAUGGGCUUCCUUGGACAACAUUCUAAAAUUUCCAGGAAAUGUCAACGUUGUCCAUCUUAAAAGUUUAAAGAACAAGCAUCUGUGUCUGAAAAUGUGCAUUUUGUUAUAUUUGUAGUUGCGAGAAAUGAGGAUUUAUGUUCGAGUGGACAAAAUGGUGAACUUGCAAAAACACUUGUUUACAAACAGGCCAAAUGUGAUAAAGCCAAUAUCAUGUGUUAAACAUUAAAAUGCCCAAUGAAUAACUG
This is a messenger RNA of Mercenaria mercenaria, 696 nucleotides long. RefSeq lists its product as uncharacterized. NCBI's taxonomy places the organism in Eukaryota, Metazoa, Mollusca, Bivalvia, Venerida, Veneridae. Bases 47 to 451 code for a protein of 134 amino acids. The record is from RefSeq and is a predicted model, not a curated record. The transcript is spliced from 3 exons.